Molecule: messenger RNA, 1260 nt
Organism: Hyphopichia burtonii NRRL Y-1933
Lineage: Eukaryota; Fungi; Ascomycota; Pichiomycetes; Serinales; Debaryomycetaceae
Product: Golgi transport complex subunit
Exons: 1
Coding region: 1-1260 (419 amino acids)
Biological process (GO): intra-Golgi vesicle-mediated transport
Cellular component (GO): COG complex
Source: RefSeq, a predicted model, not a curated record
AUGACCAGCGUCAGGGAAAAGGACGAACUCGAGGAUUUUGAAGCAUUUCUUGAGCCAGAUUUUAGGGCUCCACAAUUUGCCAAUGAUAUAAUAUUGGCUACCAAUGACCAUGACGAUUCACAAUUGGAUCUAAUGACACCAAUAAAGAAACUCAAAUUUGAUAUCAAUGAAUGUGAAAAGCGGAUGAAGAGUAUAAGUACUGAUAACCAUGAGUCAUUAAUAUCCCAUUUCAGUAAAAUAGAAGAUACCAGAUCAGCAUUCAACGAUUCAAUAAAUCCAUCACUUGAAAGAGUCAAUAACUCGUUUCAAAGGGUGAAAGAUAACGUUAUAAAGCCAUAUGAUGAAGCAGUCAAUAUGAAUAACGCCAUGAGAAAGAUUCAUGCUACUUUGAACUUAGUAAGAGGUUCUGGCUACUUUAUCUUUUUACUUCAGCAAUUGGAAGAUUCCGAAAAAGCAUAUGGCUCAGCUGAUGUUGAUAAUGUAAAUGACAAUAAAGAAGUCAUAAGAUUAGCUAGGUUAAAUAAACAGCUAUCUCAAUUCUAUGCUUCUGAAAAGGAUGUUAAUAAGCAUAAUGCUCUAAACGGUGGGAAUGCUGGUAAUGAUUUAUUUUCAAUUAAGUUUAUAAGAGAUUACCAAUCAAUACAUUUGAAUAAAACAACGAGCUUAGUGAACGAUUUGAAUCAGUUUAUAGUUCAGGACUUCAACCACCACACCUCAUUUUCAGUCUCCAAUAUUAAACUACAAAAUAAUUUGAUUGCAUUGUAUUUACUUAAUGAAAAGGAAGUUUAUCAGAUUGUGGAAAAAUCUUGUAUUAAUAAACACGUCCAGACGUCGCUUACCCAAUUGACUCGAUCAUUGCAAUCCCCCCGUAAUUUCACUACUGUGGUGAAAGAAACUAAAGCUAGCUCAGAUGAGUAUAUAAAAACAUUAGAAGAAAUCUUAAAAUCGUCUAACCUCACAAAUAUCUCAUCAACAGCUCAAUCUCAAGUUGACCAUGCUAACAAUACUGAAGAGUUUCAAAACUUACUUGAUGUCUUGAAUAACCAUUUUGAAGGUAAGUCUAUUUCAAAAGUCUAUUGGGCAAAUCUAUCACAUAAGUUCAAAAAAAAUAUAGUAGCCACAAUGGCCAGAGGAGGUCCUAUAGCAAAAAACUUAAAGGUAUAUCAAUCAGGGAUUAAAAACACUAUCGAAGAGACUUUUGACGGUGAAGAGCGAGAUUUAUUUGUUGAAGCUAUAGAUUUAAUAAAUACAGGUAAAUAA